AUGGGAUGGAAUGGCAGCACGAAUGUUUCUACAAUUUCUCUUCUAAUACCUCUCUAUUUCUCAACCACCUUUCCUAUAUUUACCCUUUUUCCUCUCAUCAUGUGCUGCAAUUUAGCGGGCGUUCUCGUGUUUCUCCGACAAUUACCGGAUCUCUUCCAUUAUAAGUACCUGACUACAGGGUACAGUCAGAGCAUGAGGGGAAGCAGCGUAGGAGGACGGAAAGCACAAGUAGAUCUGCAUGAUAUGAUACCCAAAACACGGCCAAAAUCCUCCUGCUGA
This is a messenger RNA of Lindgomyces ingoldianus, 279 nucleotides long. RefSeq lists its product as uncharacterized. The transcript has 4 exons. The record is from RefSeq and is a predicted model, not a curated record. Lineage: Eukaryota; Fungi; Ascomycota; Dothideomycetes; Pleosporales; Lindgomycetaceae. Bases 1 to 279 code for a protein of 92 amino acids.